AUGCAAGUGGGGACCAAAAAGGAGGGAAAGCAUGAAAGAGGACAAGAAAACGAUAAAUCGAAGAAGUUGAAGUCGGAGUGUAUGUGGAAGAUAGCAACUUGGAAUGUAAGGGGUAUACAGGGAAAAGAGGAUGAACUGGAGGCUGAAUUUGAGGAUAUAGGACUGGAAUUAUUGGCAAUAACUGAAACAAAGAAAAAAGGGGAAGGAUCAACAAGAACAAAAAAUGAUCAUCUAUUAAUAUAUAGUGGAGUAGAGAAAAACAGGAGGGCACAAUCAGGAGUUGGAUGUCUAAUAAGUAGAAGAAUAUGUGAGAGUGUAUAUGGGUGGAGAAAUUGGUCAGACCGGAUAUUAUCAGUGGAAAUUAAGCACUUGAAUAAUGAAAUCAAGACAAUAAUAGUGGUAUAUGGCCCAAAUGAAGAUGACAAUACUGAAACUAAGGACAAAUUUUGGGAGGAUCUAACAAUGGUCACCGAAGAAGCCAAGGGAAUCAUAAUUAUAUUGGGCGAUUUCAAUGGUAGAGUGGGUAGAAUGGACAGGAUGUACAAGGAGGUAAUGGGACCAUUUGGAGAAAACAUAAGGAAUAAUAAUGAUACACAAGGGAGGUUAAAAGUCGCGGAGAGAAAUCGAUAAUAGAUUACGUCCUACUACAGAGAGAACAAAGGUCAAUUAUUCUGGAUACAAGAGUGAGAAGAGGA
Messenger RNA from Coccinella septempunctata (seven-spotted ladybird), 695 nucleotides. RefSeq lists its product as uncharacterized. Gene Ontology annotation, molecular function: catalytic activity. The record is from RefSeq and is a predicted model, not a curated record. The coding region runs from base 1 to 630 and encodes 209 amino acids. NCBI's taxonomy places the organism in Eukaryota, Metazoa, Arthropoda, Insecta, Coleoptera, Coccinellidae. The transcript is spliced from 2 exons.